AUGGAAAACACAAAAAAGCAAGACUCCUUCUUCUUGAAGGCCAAGAAGCAACUAAAUGGGAAUAAAUUUAACAACAAAGUCAACCCAGAAGAAAACCAAGGCAAUGAUUUCAAAGGUAAAGGCCAAAAUUUCAAGGGAAGAAGGCAGCAGAAUUUUGACCAGAACCGGGAACAAAAAGACAAUGAUGAAAAGAAGCCUUUUGAUAAAAAAACUUAUAGACUGAAAAAGUACAGUAAAAAAUAUAAGCUAGAACAAUGGGAGGAACAGCGCAAAAAGCGAUUACUCCGGAACCUGCAAAAAGACCUUAAAAGUGACGAAGGCACUGGCACAUACAGACCAAAAACGUUUGAUCAGGAUGCAACAGACGGACAAGACGUCACAGGCCGAUUUGUCAAACAUCCAGAUUUGAUAGAAAAAGAAAAUGCUGAAAAAGCAGAUAAAGAGAAAAAGAGACCUAUUCCCAUUGCCAGAGAGAGACAUGAAAAGUUGAAACAGGAUAAGUUAGAGAAGCAACAACAAAUACAGAAGGCAAUAGAGGAGAAAAAGCAGAAAAUGCAGGAGUACAAGAAGAAAAAACAGGAGAAGUUUAAGAAAUUGAGUAGGAAGACUAAGAAGGGGCAGCCGGUGAUGACCGGGCGGUUGGAGCUGCUUUUGGAGAAGAUACAGAAAAACAAGUAG
This is a messenger RNA of Leguminivora glycinivorella, 678 nucleotides long. RefSeq names its product rRNA-processing protein FYV7. NCBI's taxonomy places the organism in Eukaryota, Metazoa, Arthropoda, Insecta, Lepidoptera, Tortricidae. The coding region runs from base 1 to 678 and encodes 225 amino acids. The record is from RefSeq and is a predicted model, not a curated record. The transcript has a single exon.